CCUCGUACAAACGGACCAGGCCAUCCUACGCUCAACCCUCCUCCUAUGAUCCCCUCGGAUGUAUCCAUUACUCGCUGACGAGAAACAUCUGUCGACCGCUACUCCUACAGACUAACAUGCUAUGACUGCCAGAUUGGCGCGCUAAAGGCAGUCAUUCCGAGCCGACCGAACGAGAUUUCGCGAUGGGAACCUCCGAUUGUUUUGACGACCUAUGCAUGGCUCCGGGGCUGGCCAGGCCGUCUACUUUCUCCAUAGCCCUGUCCCUGGCGCCCCUUGCGAUCACAUUUAUACUUGUCUCUGCCCUGGUCUCGCAGAAGAUCUUCCCACACCUGGCCCGCGUUCAGAACUCCCGCGACGGCGAAGACCACUUCCUACCUUCCGAUGCCCCUCCGUCCCUACAGCAAGCCCAUGCCGAGCAUGGCACCAAGUCCAUACGAAGGCGAGUCGCCGCCGGCGCCUUUUCUACGACAGUUGGGUUGGCCGCUGUCCUGGCCGAGCUGAUCCUCUGUGAGAUAUCAGAGUUGGUCGAUCCUUACGCGCGGUCGAUGGCCCUGCGGAUCACCGUUCCCACCCUCUUGUUCCUCCUCAUCGUGCUCAUCCCAUUUCUCGAACUCCAAUCUCUGCUCUCCGGGUCGGGAUGGUCGUUCCAGCGUACAUCGAAGGGGCGCAUACCUAGGGCCGCUUGGGUACUUCAAUUCGGCAUUUUCGGGAUUUGGUUGUUCGCAUUCUGGUCGCUUGGGAAUCUUGUCCCCGUCGGUAGCGAGGUGAUGCGCACCAGCGCCACGAUCAAGAAGCACAUUCAAAUCGAAUCAGAGCUCUCCGCCAGCCUAGCCCGCGCCUGUCUCGAGCGAAUCGGUGUCAUUGGCAUCUCGCUUAUGGCACUGCUGUCUGGGUUCGCCUCGGUCUCUUCACCGUGGCACACAUUUGGUAGCCGCGCAUCGCGGCGCCCCGUCACCGAAGCCGACGUCGCCCGCAAGCAAGCGGGCCUAGAUGCGACAAACGAGAUGCUGCUCACUAAGCGACACCGUUUACAGAGUCUGCAGCGCAAGGUGGCUGAGACCUCAUCAGAAAAGCACGGUUUUGUGACUAAGGUCAUCGGCUCCAUCCGCAGUGGGGGCGACGCGUCGGAGAUACGCACUUUGCGUCUCGAGAUUGCCGGCCUGGAGGCGAUGGAGGCAAACCUUUCGUCGUCCCUAUCUAUGCUCCGUUCCCGACAAGCUAUUUCGGCCCGGACCGCAACGCUUUCCGGAAAGCUUCUACUAAUACCCCCAUACGCGUUCAGCGUGUACUGUGUGUAUCGCAUCGUUGCCACGACCCUAACUACGCUGCGACGCCUAUACUACCCGGCAGCCUCGUUUUCGUCUUCGGAUCCGAUCAAUCGGUUCCUCGGCCUGCUGGCUAAGCAUUGGGACCCGAAGCUCGACCAGAUCGCCUGGGCGAGACAGAUCUCGUUCUUAUUGUCCGGCGUCAUACUCGCCGCGAGCGCGAACAGCGCCUUACAAACAUUCCACCUCUUCGCCAAGUGGACUCCGGGGCUCCUCUACCAGGCCCAGGCCAACUUAGCCCUCCUGAUUGGGCAGAUCAGCGCUAUCUACGUAAUUUCCGCUGCGUUGCUCUUGCGAAGCAACCUUCCCAAGGAGGUAGGUAGCGCUGUAGCCGACGCGCUCGAGAGCGCCCUAGAGCCGGGUUUCGUAGACCGAUGGUUUGAGGGCUGGUUCCUAUUAGCAAGCAUCGUGACGGCGGGAGGUAUCUGGGUAGGCACUAAGAUCGGCGAGCUGAGCGAGGAAUGGGACGAUAUCGGCGCCGAAGAGAUGGGCCAGAAGCGAUCGUGAGGAGACGCGAGGCCUAACCAAAUCAAAUCGAAGAAGACCUAAAUAAUGCGAGGUUUGAGGACCUUCUCUAUUCCCGGGUGGCGAGAUUGUUUCGCAUACCGUAUACCAAUGCCCUCCGAGCUGGCGUAAGACUAUAUGAUACCCAUUCAAUCCGUCUUCGGGGCGUUCCGUCGCGUUCUGUGUCUAAUUUCUAACAUCAUCGGCAGUCCGGCGCGGCUAGCCUGGUGGUCUUGGGCGCAGUGAAUGGGGGGAUGGGCCACGAUGGGCAUAAUGCAGUAUGAAAUAUAAUGAUAAUCAUGUACAGACUAGUCUUAUUCAACACUCGAGCUCCCCAACCUUGCAACCCUUUUAUAACC
This is a messenger RNA of Durotheca rogersii, 2188 nucleotides long. RefSeq names its product Abscisic acid G-protein coupled receptor-domain-containing protein. The record is from RefSeq and is a predicted model, not a curated record. NCBI's taxonomy places the organism in Eukaryota, Fungi, Ascomycota, Sordariomycetes, Xylariales, Xylariaceae. The coding region runs from base 183 to 1832 and encodes 549 amino acids. Gene Ontology annotation, cellular component: membrane. The transcript has a single exon.